UUUGUUCAUCAAAACAAUCUAACCCCAAAUCAGAACAUUUUUCUGUUGUACUUAUCAUGGAGGAUUCAACGUCAAGGGCAGAAGCAAUUAGGCCAAUGUUUCUUAAAGCCGGUAUUCCUCUGGCUGUCUCUGCAGCUGGUUUUAUCAUUUCCAAGAUCUUAUCAAACAGAAGGGGAAAUCAUGAAGCUACUCCAAUAGAAGAAACCCCGGUAAGUUCUCUCCAAACCAAUUCUCAAGAGUUCAGGGGUGGAGAGAGCUUUCUUAGCCUUGAUUCUGCAUCUUCAACUUGUGAAGAAGAUCAAGAACAGAUUGAAAAACAUUCCCAUUUUAUGCAAAUGAGUGGAAGUUAUGAAAUUGUGAAUAAGAAUGAUUAUGAAGAGGAAAUUUUAGGCCUUAGAAUACGGAUUGAAGAGCUUCAAAAGAGGGAAUUGGAAUUGGAGACGCAGUUUCUUCACUAUUGUGAUGUUAAAGAACAAGAAUCUAUUCUAAUGGAACUCAAGAACAUGCUCUUACUAAAGACUGCUUAUCUUGAGUUCAUGCAUAGAGAAGCUUCAUCAAUGGAGGAUGAGAUGAAAAGGCUUGAAAAUUUAAUGGCAGAGUAUUAUAGGGUUCUUCAGCAGCUUGAACAUUGGAAAUCAGAGAAUAGAUUACUUCAGAGAAAAGUAAAGAAGCUUUCAAGAAAAACAAAAGCACAAUCUCAGAUAAUAUGGGAGAAAGAUUUGAAGAUUAAAGCUGGAGAAGCUGAGAUUUGGAGGAACUAUGAUGCGUUAGAAGAAAGAUCAAAUGUUAUUGAGAAGUUGAAGGAUGAAGUCAGGGAGCUAGAAUCUCUAGUUCAGCAACUUCAGGAGCAGAAAUAUGAGCUUGUAAACCAGCUAAACAUGAUGGAAAAUUCAGCUUCAUCAGUCUCCAAGAUUGAAGCAGAAGGAAUAACAAUAGAAGACUACAACCAGCUUGCAGAUGAAUAUGAACAGCUGCAAAGGGCCAGGGAAGCUGAAGUAUCAGAACUGAUCUACUUAAGAUGGAGCAAUGCAUGCUUGAAGCACGAAUUAAUGAGGUACCAUGCGCAAAAAGAAUGUGAGCAGGAGGAGAAAAACAAUCCAGAACCUGAAUUUGAAGGAAGUGGAGAAAUUGGGGAUUUUGGCAUGGGGCAGCACUUGGAUGGUCUGGUGCUAGAGCAGCAAGGUGGUCUUGUUUGCUCAAGGAAGAAGAAGCUGCUGCAGAAAUUCAAGAGAUGGGUGGAAGGGAGUGAGAAGAUGAAACCAAAGAUGGAGGAAAAAGAGAAUCAUGAAACCAAGUGCUUUGGAAGGCAUUCAGUUUCUGAUGAAAUGGAAGAGGUAGAGGAAAGUGUUGCUCAUGCAAGGAAAUCAUGUUCUAGUGCUUAAAAACACCAUUUUGGAAGAAUUUAAAUAAAAAUCAUGUACCCAAUAAUAUGCUACUUGAUGGUUGGUAAUAUAUAAUUUGAAUGUUA
Messenger RNA from Rubroshorea leprosula, 1468 nucleotides. Lineage: Eukaryota; Viridiplantae; Streptophyta; Magnoliopsida; Malvales; Dipterocarpaceae. The record is from the annotation of a GenBank genome assembly.